This is a messenger RNA of Ceratosolen solmsi marchali, 1759 nucleotides long. RefSeq names its product sterol O-acyltransferase 1. Gene Ontology annotation, biological process: cholesterol metabolic process. NCBI's taxonomy places the organism in Eukaryota, Metazoa, Arthropoda, Insecta, Hymenoptera, Agaonidae. Gene Ontology annotation, cellular component: endoplasmic reticulum membrane. Bases 1 to 1665 code for a protein of 554 amino acids. The record is from RefSeq and is a predicted model, not a curated record. The transcript has 9 exons.
AUGAGUAAAAAUGUCACAAAUGUUUAUCGACGACUGUACGAAAAGUCUGAAGACUCAAAGAACUCCAUUGAAAUAUGUGAGAAAAAAGUUGAGAUCGCUCAAUCCUCAAAAGCUUUUUCACAACAGAAUCCUUCCAUAAUAUUAGACGGAACGAAAAUCGAAACAUUACAGGAGCGGAUGCAAGAAAUUCGACAGUCUACAAUGGAUGAUUUAAAUAAUAGAUUAAAUGAUAUGAUGUCAGAAGUAAUGCAACGAUUACGAGUAAACACAACACAAAACGGUUAUCACAAAGAACCUUUAGAUCACAGUAAAAGAAGACAAAAUGGCAAACUUACAGAUAAGCAAUUUCUUCCAAGAAAAUCCUUUCUUACCGACCUUUUUGAAAUUAAUCACAUACGAACUAUUUACAAUAUCUUUAUAGUAAUGUUGCUUAUUCUUUUCUUGAAUACAGCGGUACAUGAUUUUAUAGAAACAGGCACGACACAUUUGGGUAUAAGAACUGUAACACUCGGUUUUGGAAAAUUUUCAAGUACCAUUCAAAUUUGGAUUGCCAUGUUACUUUCAACUUUUGCCACUUAUUUAGCGUUUUCGGUGUGGGUCCACAAACAUUACCAAUGUUUUCCAAACUCUUUUUUUAUGUUAGUUUUGGACUAUGGAUUUCUAUUAGCUUACAUCUUUCAUCAAAUCGCUUUCAUAGCUUUACCUACAAAAUUUUUAGUCCAAGAAAAGCUUCCUCCAGCAUCUAGUCUAAUAAUUCUUACAGAACAAGUUCGCAUGCUUAUGAAAACACAUGCAUUCGUGCGUAGUACGGCUCCACGAAUAUUAGCACAAAAAUUAAAGAACGAUGAUAAAACAGAAUCAAACUGUCCAGGAUUUUCCAAGUUUCUAUAUUUCAUGUUUGCACCAACUUUAGUUUAUAGAGAUGAAUAUCCGAGAACUUUAGCUAUAAGGUGGAAAAUAGUAUUAUGGAACUUUGCAGAGGUUGUGAUGGUGGUGUUUUAUGCAGCAUUUAUUUUCGAACGUUUUCUUAUACCACCAUUUGAAAAAUUUAAUCCGCGUAUUUUUGAGCCUCAAGCGGUUAUUCUUACAAUUUUUAGUAUAACGCUUCCUGGUCUUAUAAUGUUCUUGUUUGGAUUUUAUUGCAUAUUACAUUCCUGGCAAAACGGAAUGGCCGAACUAUUGAAAUUUGCCGAUAAAUUAUUUUAUAGGGAUUGGUGGAAUUGUACAUCUUAUGAUGCUUUCUAUAGAACUUGGAAUAUAAUUGUACAUGAUUGGCUGUAUACUUACAUUUAUAAGGAUGUGUACGAAAAAUUUCACAGUAAAUUCCUCGCUACGUUAACUGUUUUUUUAGUGUCAGCGGCUUUUCACGAAUAUAUUCUUGCUUUUGCUUUUCGAUUUUUUUAUCCUGUAAUGAUGCUUAUGUUUGGUGGUUUUGGAUUACUUUUGGUUUUUAUAACAAAAAAACAUUCAAAAAUUGAUGGAAAUAUUUUUAUAUGGUUUUCACUUUUUAUGGGAAACGGUAUUAUUUUUACAUUAUAUUUAAUGGAAUAUCAUGCUAGAUCGAAUUGUCCACCUUACGACGAUCAGCUUUUUGAUCUUCUUAUGCCCAGAAGUUGGAUUUGUCAUAAUAUUCUUUCUAACGUUUCAGUUGAUGUUAAGAGCUGAUAAAAAUAGUAAAUAAUAUUUGUCUGAGUAUAAUAACUUGAAUAUGAUACAUAUAAUCUGUCUUUACCAAUUUUAUAAAGAAAAAUUUAACAUU